ACCUGCCUACAACAUCUGGCAUUAUCGAUUACGCGCGCGGGAUGGCCGACGUCGGAGGAAGACCGGACAAAAUUCCGGCGAAGUUUUCCCGAUUUAACUUCGCCGUCAAUCAUAACCCCCUCCAUCUGGGCAUAUCAAAGAGUGCAUCCAGCCUAUUGCUUGGUGAAAAGUUCGAUAAUUACGUUAUCGUGUCCUUAAUUCGAUCGGGAGAGUCCGUAGAAUGUGGGCGUGAUGUUGAACUGUUCGUGUGUUUACACAUUCUCAGUGAUGAGCUGGUACGAAGGUCGAUAUCACUGUGCCAGGUGUCGGAGAGCCCGGGGACCCUGACGCUGUAUGCCAGCGAGCGGUUCCAUGGACAUUACAGAAUUGCCGACUCGGAGGAUGUCUUCAUCCGAGUAGUCAAGGCUUUUCCUCUGACAAAAGUUGUGUUUGGGGCAAGAUCAGCAAGGUGUUACGAGUGGGCCCGAAACCGUCUUUUCAGCACAGAGCUGCUGGUGUCAACAUGCCAGCAAAAAGUCCUGGUUCGUUCUGGCGAUGAAUUCCUUGCACCUGUGAUUCACAAGUUUAGUAGGGAUGAGACGCACAGUCUCUCAAAUUAUCAGGACCUGGUUGCCCUUGAGUGUGAACCUGUAAUGCAGGGAAUCAUAUCUGUCAAUACUUCCAUUGUAAUCACACACAUUGAUGACGGUAGGCAUUCUCAGGUAGAGGUACCCAGAGGAAAAGAGGAGAUUGAUGACGAAGCCUUGAGAAAUGGUUUUCUCAAUGGGUUUCCAGAUCCACUUAUCAUAUCUGAAUUCGCCUGCCAAAGGGAUGCCCCUAAUGUGCUUUAUCUGAGACCGGUGAUUAUUCCCAAAAUCUCGACCCAUGUAACUGCAACUGUCAAUCACCUGACAUGCACUGAGGACCAGUGCGAGACGGAAUUAAGAGUGGGCGUCACUAAAGCCACUCUCAUUGAACUCUGUGCCUUAAAUGGUAGCUGGGUAGUUGUGUCCAUUCCUUGUGGCGAAAACGGCAGAGAAAGUGACACAGAGUUGGUUGAACAACCUGAUUCGGUGCCGCAAGAAAAGGGCUGCCAGGAUGUCGAGACAUCUCCAGAAAGCAUGAAAGUGACAGACAUCGAGGCUGCGAAGACUGCCAAAGAAUCAGCCCAUCUUGCCCAGGUGUUUGUCAUUGAUCAGAAGCAGUUUGGGACGGCCUCUGAUUUGAAAGAUGGCGAUGAUAGAAAUGUUGCAGAUGCAUCAUACGACAAGGAGAGAAGGGAUGGAGAAGAUGAAUUAUUUCCAGAUAAUGAAGUCUUGUUUCUCUCGCCUCGUCUGUGGUUCAAUCUCCAGCAUCAUCCAUCGCGGCUUAUACAACCAGACGCGGUGGUUUCAAUAUGGCUUGCCAAGAUGGAGUUGGAGCAGCGCGACAGUAUCUUAGCCAGUUCCAAGAGCAUCUCAACAAGCUGUCAGCCCCCACUGGCCAGGGAAAUCCACCUGGGCCUAAUCAAAUCUCCCGACUACCCAAUGACCAGCAAGUUUGAUCAGGCCAUCAAGAAAUACUUCACAGAGGCAAGGAUCGUUUCACUGGGUGAUGUGGUGACCCUGAGCACCAAGGAGUUUCCAGAAUACACACAUGACAUCAGCGAGGGGGUGCACACUCGUUAUCCAUUCAUCUACUUCAAAGUGAUCAAGAUAGAACCACAGGUAGAGGAGGCAGUUUCGUACAUGGUUGAUUCCCUGCAUACUACAGUAUUUCAGGGAGCUCCUGUAUCAAGCUACGUCCCAGCUACCACUGAUGCAUACAGCAACAGUAAGCUGGACCCUAUUUGGGGAUCACCAAGCCCUGCUGGAGUCUGGAAGUAUGCAGACCAAAUAGAAGAUCUAAUCAUUCCGUACUUGAUCCCAAAGUCCCAAUGCACCAGGUUGGCUCCUUCCCUCCUGCUGUCAGGCCCGACAGGCUGCGGUAAGGUCACCGUGGUGAGGUCCGUGUGUCGCAGGCUCAACCUACACUGCGUGGUGGCCAACUGUCAUGACCUUUGUGCCGACACCACGGCGUCCACUGAGGCUAAAAUCAAGAAUCUCAUGUUCAAAGGUGGUAUGUGUGCUCCCUGUAUUCUCGUCAUGAGGAACAUCCAAGUCUUGGCUCGAGACAGAGACGGCACUGGCGAAGAUCCCAGAGUUGCAGCAUCUUUGAAGGAGGCCAUCCAAUCACUGUCGAGUACUCACCAUGACUACCCUGUGGUUGUCAUAGCAACUGCACCUACUACCAAAUCAGUACUGACUGAUCUGCAUGCAUGCUUUCUACACCAUCAAGAAAUGAAGGUGCCUAAUGAACAAGAGCGGACUGAGUUACUGCAGGCCCUCAGCGAGAAGGUUUCCCUGGCAACGGAUGUUGACAUCGCGUAUAUUGCCAAAAGAACUGCUGGCUUGGUGCUUGGUGACCUUUGUGCUCUGCUUUCUCAUACCAUCAGGUCAUCCACGGCAAGGGUCAUCAGUUCAUGCUCCAUUGGAAGCAAGUUAUCAAUUGCUGAAGAAAAAGACCUCUGUACUGCUGGCGUCCAGGUUAACAAUGUUGACUUUGAGAAUGCCCUCAAUCAGCUACAAGCAGCACAUGCAGACGCCAUAGGGGCACCUAAGAUUCCCAAUGUAUCGUGGGAAGACAUUGGGGGCCUGGUGGAGGUCCGCGCCCAAAUCCUGGACACCAUCCAGCUGCCCUUGCAACACCCGGAGCUGUUUUCAGCCGGACUGCGCCGCUCGGGCGUCUUGCUGUAUGGCCCGCCCGGCACGGGCAAGACACUACUGGCUAAGGCUGUAGCUACUGAAUGCUCACUGAACUUCUUGAGUGUAAAAGGCCCAGAACUGAUCAACAUGUAUGUAGGACAAAGUGAAGAAAAUGUGAGAGAGGUGUUUGUGAGAGCAAGGAGUGCCUCGCCUUGUGUCAUCUUCUUUGACGAGUUGGAUUCCUUGGCUCCCAACAGGGGUCGGAGUGGGGACUCAGGUGGAGUCAUGGACAGAGUUGUGUCACAGCUGUUAGCUGAGUUGGAUGGCCUGCACAAGUCCACCGACGUCUUUGUGAUUGGCGCCACCAAUCGGCCAGACUUGCUGGAUCCGGCCCUUCUCAGGCCAGGCAGAUUUGACAAGCUGUUAUACUUGGGAGUGAGCCAAGAUCGCAGCUCCCAGGUCAAAAUAAUCCGAGCCCUGACAAGAAAGUUCACUCUUUCGGCGGACAUCACACUGGAGUUGAUUGCUGAGAACUGCCCCUUGACAAUGACCGGCGCCGACUUCUACGCCUUGUGCUCGGACGCCAUGUUGAAUGCCGUCAAACGGAAAAUUGACCAGCUUCAGUCAGGAGACUCUUCCGACGAAACCAGCGUGGUGGUUGAAGAGCAAGAUUUUUUCUCGGCGUUGGAAUCACUCGUUCCUUCAGUCUCGGAGCAGGAGCUCCUGCAUUAUCAGCAGCUGCAGGCCCAAAUUAGCAGGGGAUUCUAACGUUCUGGUACCAAAACAAAAAGGAAAACAGAAUGCCUGCGCAUGAUGGCCUGACAUAAAUACAUGUGUAGCAACUCAAGUGGACUUUUGGACCCUUGGUAGGCUAUCAGCUUUGGUCAAAAAAUUGGGCCACCGGUAUCAAAUGAUCGAAAGGAGCAAUAUGCUUGUAGCGAUUUUUGGCAAGGUAUGCACAUCUAGAGUUGGAAAAUGUGUGAUAGCUUUGCAGUGUGAGGGUGACAGUUUCUUGGGUGUUUUUUCCCUUCAAAAUGGCCGGCAAUAUGCUUGUUGCCAGAUUAAUUAUAUGUGGUAACAAGCAUGUUUUGGCUGCCAUUUUUUAAAAGUGAUAGCACCCAAACAGCUGCUACCGCUGCAGUGCUAUCACAUAUUUUCCAACUACAGGGGUGCAUACCUUGCCAAAAAUCACAAUGAUCAUUAUUCCCCUCAUUUGAUACCGACCAAACCCCCAGGCUGAUUGGCCUAUGGCAGUUUCAUAGAACUGCUAUGGCAUCAUCUCAUUAAAUAUCGGAAUAUUGAAUCUUGCGGUUAUCAGUAGUGUUGACCAAUUGUAUGAUAACUUCACUGAGGAAGGAUUCUGGGGAAGUUGCUCAGAAUUUUGCAGCAAAUACAGGGUGGUUAAAAAAAAAGGACACCCACAUUUGACAGCAAUUUUCACCUAUUUUUAAAAAUUAUUUUUAACUGUCGAUUAGUUUCUAUUAAAGUACUGGCCUU
Patiria miniata (bat star) is the source of this 4199-nucleotide messenger RNA. RefSeq names its product peroxisome assembly factor 2-like (gene pex6). The transcript has 17 exons. The record is from RefSeq and is a predicted model, not a curated record. Gene Ontology annotation, cellular component: peroxisomal membrane; cytosol. Gene Ontology annotation, biological process: protein import into peroxisome matrix. NCBI's taxonomy places the organism in Eukaryota, Metazoa, Echinodermata, Asteroidea, Valvatida, Asterinidae. The coding region runs from base 42 to 3470 and encodes 1142 amino acids. Gene Ontology annotation, molecular function: ATP hydrolysis activity; ATP binding.